Molecule: messenger RNA, 1295 nt
Organism: Neltuma alba
Lineage: Eukaryota; Viridiplantae; Streptophyta; Magnoliopsida; Fabales; Fabaceae
Product: single-stranded DNA-binding protein, mitochondrial
Exons: 5
Coding region: 87-734 (215 amino acids)
Biological process (GO): positive regulation of helicase activity; mitochondrial DNA replication
Cellular component (GO): mitochondrial nucleoid
Molecular function (GO): single-stranded DNA binding
Source: RefSeq, a predicted model, not a curated record
CGGCGGGGAAGACUAAAACCCUCCUCCUCCUUCUUCCCGGCAUUUCGCCAUUGCUUCUGCGCCUGUAUUCCUAGCUUCUGCUGACAAUGAAUUCAGUGGUAUUGAGACUUGCAAAGCAUCUGAGAGGCUCUGCUUCGACGGCCUCUUCUUAUGCUGUGGCUAUGCAGAGAAGUGGUAGGUUAUGGUACUCAACAUCUGAAAGUGAUAGUGAUGAACGUUUAGAUGAUAAUGAUAAUCCAAAGAACAAUGCUUUUGAUGAAGAAGUUGAUGAUUUUCUUGGCAAUCAGCGUGAUUUGCAGCUACAGGGAGUAGAUCCAAAGAGGGGUUGGAACUUCCGAGGUGUGCACAAGGCGAUUAUUUGUGGAAAAGUUGGCCAGUCUCCUGUUCAAAAAAUACUGAGGAAUGGGAAGAAUGUCACAAUCUUUACAGUUGGGACAGGGGGGAUGUUUGACCAGAGAACUGUGGGAGCAAAGGAUUUGCCAAGACCUGCUCAGUGGCAUCGGAUUGCUGUGCAUAAUGAUCCUCUGGGGGCUUAUGCAGUACAACAACUUGUUAAAAACUCCUCAGUUUAUGUUGAGGGCGACAUUGAGACAAGAAUUUACAAUGACAGCAUCAACGGUGAAAUUAAAAGCAUUCCAGAGAUAUGUGUUCGGCAUGAUGGGAAAGUUCGGCUAAUAAGGAGCGGGGAAAGCUUGAGCAAAAUUUCAUUGGAUGAUCUAGCCAGUUCCCUUUAACCAUAGCUGUAAGUGGUGGUAUGGUUUAAUUAAUUGUUUUCAGCAUCCUCUUUACCCUGCGGGAAUUCCUUUGGGAUGCUUUUUAGAUACCGUUCACCAGUGUGCUUGUGACAAAAGGGUCGUGUUAGAAGAAAUGCGGAAGAAUGACUAGCAGAAGCGGCAGUCGCCCCGACUAUCUAUCUAAUUGUUAUUCCUCGUAUAUCCUCUGGCCCCUUGUAGGUUCGAUUUGUAUCGUUCCCCAUUAUCAGGCGGGUCAGAGUUGUAAAAGUACAUAACCGAUUGCCGGUGGUGAAAUUUGGAUAUGAUGCUAAUGGAUAUGCGUAGAGGGAGUUACAUCAAUUCUUGAUCGUAUUACCUUUCAUUAUCCGAUGCAUUUUUGCAGAAGUCAAAUUAGUCUACUGAAAGUACCCAUUUAACGGAGCAAUGUAUUCUGGUUGAUUGUUAUUACCGUAUAAUAUUAAAUAUGAAAUUUAUUUCAAAUUGUGUUGUCUUAUUCAAAAUUUGUAGGGCAACUUAAAAAUUUACCCAUAAAAUAUAAAAUUUAUAGUAUAUCAUUUAUCA